UUUAACAUUGGCAACCCUGCUUCGGUUAGACAAACCCACAUAACCUCACAAUUUGUAAGUCACAAAUGUCCUCGAAUUGGGUUAAGUUAUUAAAUCACACAAUUUAACGAAAAUGAAUCAAGCAGAUGUGUCCAAAUUAGUUUCGCAGCUGAAAUUCCGCGUAAAUCCGCGUCUACGUAAGUUCAGAAACUCUGGGGGACCGGAAGAAAGGUUAAAUUGGUUACGAAAAACGGUAACUGCUUUGAUAAAACAUGAAAGAAUAGAGUUAAAUUACCCCAGAGCUGAUGAGGCUCGUAUGUAUGCUGAAAGAUUGAUAUCUGAUGCUAUACGAUAUGGAGAUUGUCACAAAACAACAAUGGAUGUGGCUGAUUACUGGAUAGUUGAAAAACAACUUAUACACAAGCUUUUUAAGGUUCUAGUCCCGCGUUAUGAGCACUAUAACGUAGCCUAUACACGUUUAAUUAAAGUACCAAGAGUUUACCCAGGUGAUACUCUACCCAAAGCUGUACUGGAGCUAAAAGGUAACCCCUAUCCAAGUUUAUUGCCCGAUACUUCAACAAAUAGAGGGAUUAUUCAUAAUGUUUUAUUGGAUGAGGCAAAAAAAGCAUACAGGCAACAAAAAUACGCUGAAAUUGCUGCAAAAAUAGAUGCUGCCGAAGAGAAGUUUAGCGAUUUAAAAAUUAGUGGAAAAGAUGAGAAAAAUGUUAGUUCAUUGUAAAUAUAUUUAAUUUAUUAGGA
Brassicogethes aeneus is the source of this 738-nucleotide messenger RNA. Lineage: Eukaryota; Metazoa; Arthropoda; Insecta; Coleoptera; Nitidulidae. The record is from the annotation of a GenBank genome assembly.